AUGGCGCCUACCUGUUGUGCCACAUGUCAGGGUGGUACCAUCAGCUGCGGUCGCGCCAGACCCAAAAAAGCAUCUUCAAGUUGCUCUCGAUCCCACCGGCAAUGCAAGAGGUACGGUCUCAGGCUCUCCUGGCCGCGUCCCAACAAUCGUCGGCGUGCUGUCGUCUGCAAGUCGGCUCCGCUGUCCCCGUCACCUCCCACCGCUGGCCAGAUAUCCGAUGCACGCUUUGUCCACACGUCGAAUUGGGAUAUUGAGCUGCAUCGCAGCUUGACAAACUCUGUUCCGGUGCGCAAUCUCUCUUUGCUCAGUGUCCCCAUUUUCUGGAACCCAUCUAAGCUGGAGGCUCUUGACCGAGACCUGUUAGAGUACUGGCAGGGAGGGCUAACAGCUUCAUGUACACCGCCUGUAGUUUGCUGGGUAGCGUCCGCGUCUCUUGCUACCUUUGGCCACGAUGCCACCGCCCUCGGGAACAUCCUGGUUCGAACUGCCCUGCAAGGAUCUGCGGCGGUGCUGCAGGCGCUGCUGGCCUUUUCUUCGCUUCAUCGCUACGGCCUACAGUCCCAAGCCCUGGAGCUGAAAAUCGGUGCGCUCGGAAGCUUGGCAAAAGGUUCAGCAGUGCCAAGUCUGUGCGCUCAAACGACCAUGCAGCAUAUUGCUGCAGGGAUGCUUCUUUGUUCGUUUGAGGUCCACCAGUCGUCUUACACUUCAGACCAAUGGAUAUUUUAUCUCGGCGGUGUCAAGACGGUCCUCAACGCGUCCUCUAUCAAAACACUACGUCAGCUUGGCUCAGAUAUGGCCGUCUUGCUGGACUGGGUGCACUACCACGAUGUUCUCGCACGUUUUUCCCUGCUACACUGGAAAAGAGAAGGGGUCCCAGAGCUCGCGUCGACUCCAACAGACCUCCUCUGUUCCCAGGUAUCCAAUCUGCCGCCGCCUAUUUUCUCCAUGCUGAAUCUGCUGUCCCAAGUAUGCGAUGCAGUAUCUAGCGGCGCAAUUCCACCAGAAACCAGCGACAACAUGGAUGAUUACAAAUGCUUCCUAGAAGUCCUGGAUUGGAGAGUCAGGCGCCUAUCGAUACCAAAAGUCCCGGAUGAUAACGAUCCUGUUUCGGAUGAUACGACGUUGGUAAUGCAACUAUACCAGCUCGCUAUACUGUUGUUUCUCAACCGAAGUUUCGAGGGCGUGAUCCUCCAACCCAUCAGAACACAACAACACAUCGACAGAGCCUUCGCUAUUCUCCUCCAGCUGAGCUCCUGUAAACAGCAGUUUCCCAUUUUCGUCGUUGGCUGUGAAGCGCGAACGGACGAGCAGCGGGCCGUCGUCCUCGAUGUCAUCUCCAGGACGGAGAAGAUGAGCUCGUCGCGAUCUUUGGACUAUUGCUGUCUGGGCCCAGGAUGA
Messenger RNA from Aspergillus pseudoviridinutans, 1398 nucleotides. RefSeq lists its product as uncharacterized. The record is from RefSeq and is a predicted model, not a curated record. Gene Ontology annotation, biological process: positive regulation of transcription by RNA polymerase II. Gene Ontology annotation, cellular component: nucleus. Gene Ontology annotation, molecular function: DNA-binding transcription factor activity; transcription cis-regulatory region binding. NCBI's taxonomy places the organism in Eukaryota, Fungi, Ascomycota, Eurotiomycetes, Eurotiales, Aspergillaceae. The coding region runs from base 1 to 1398 and encodes 465 amino acids. The transcript is spliced from 5 exons.